Messenger RNA from Penaeus indicus, 639 nucleotides. Its product is annotated as craniofacial development protein 2-like. The record is from RefSeq and is a predicted model, not a curated record. Gene Ontology annotation, molecular function: catalytic activity. Gene Ontology annotation, biological process: chromatin remodeling. Gene Ontology annotation, cellular component: nucleus. NCBI's taxonomy places the organism in Eukaryota, Metazoa, Arthropoda, Malacostraca, Decapoda, Penaeidae. The transcript is spliced from 4 exons. The coding region runs from base 1 to 639 and encodes 212 amino acids.
AUGGAAACGACAACAGAUGAAGGACAUAAAAUUUGGUUUAAUGGAGAUGAGACCAAACACCAACACGGCGUAGGAUUUAUAGUCAACAAGGAAAGAGUAAACUCAGUUAUUAGCUGCACACCUAUCAACAGCAGAAUCAUUACAAUCCGUCUAAGUGCCCGCCCAGUGAACAUCUCAAUUAUACACGUGUACGCUCCUACUCAAGACUAUGAUGAUGACAGAAUAGAAGAAUUUUACGAAGAACUGGAGGACAUCAUAAGGAAAACACCUAGGAAAGAUCUAAUUGUCCAAGGUGACUGGAAUGCCAAAGUAGGCCCGGAUGCAUAUCAGAUCUGGGCUGGUACAGUAGGAAGAUUUGGCCUAGGAAUCACUAAUGAUAGAGGGCAACGGCUUUUAGAAUUUGCAUGCAACCACAAUUUGACAUUGGCUAUUACUCUUUACCCGCACAAGACGUCCCGUAGAGAAACCUGGCAUGCAGCAGACGGUGAUGCAGAAAAUUAUGAGAGGGACGCAAUAGUUGAAACUUUUUUCAGUGUCAAGGAGUCUCUUGAUAUGGUCUACUUCAAGUGCGGGUUCCUUUAUUAUCUCAUUGAACCAUUGGCUGAUUUGAUCAGUGUCAGGAUCUUCGUCGUUGAAUAA